This is a messenger RNA of Acanthaster planci (crown-of-thorns starfish), 5498 nucleotides long. It is a transcript of the gene usp34, whose product is annotated as ubiquitin specific peptidase 34. The record is from RefSeq and is a predicted model, not a curated record. Gene Ontology annotation, biological process: protein deubiquitination. Gene Ontology annotation, cellular component: nucleus; cytosol. Gene Ontology annotation, molecular function: cysteine-type deubiquitinase activity. Lineage: Eukaryota; Metazoa; Echinodermata; Asteroidea; Valvatida; Acanthasteridae.
UGCUUUCCGUGUUUUACUGGAAAAUGAUGACGACAGACUAGGAGUCAUCACUUACCACGGGUUAAGUAGACUAGCAGAUGCAUUCAACACACUUCAUAUGAUGUACCAUGAAGCCACAGCAUGCCAUGUGACAGGGGAUCUGGUGGAGCUGUUGUCAAUCACCCUGCUAACAUUGCAGUGUGCUAGCAAAUACAAGGAAAGAAAAGAUGUGAAGCAAUCCUUACUACAGUGGCAAGAACGUAUGGAAUUUGCACAGAAAUUGCUAACACUGCUUAACUGUUACACACCAGACAAUGUCAGAAAGGAAAGCCUAGCCCUGUUGAAUGAGUUGGUAGUCUUGUACCCAAGAGAGUGUGUGCAGAGACUGGUGCCCAUCAUCCUCCAUGUACAUCUCCAGUUUCAAAAGAAUAACAUCCCAUUGGCCACAGGUCCAUAUUUUCCCAGGCGCAUGCCCAAGCCAGCCCCCAACAAGACUAGUAUGCGACCUCCUAGGCCAGAACUACAGAUGUUUCUUCAUCCAAGUCAGCUAGAAACAUCACAUGGUUCUGAUCCAGUCUAUGAUGCUGCCCUCCGUGAUUACUUUCUCCCAUAUCAUCAGUUGGUUGAGACCCUCUGUCACACAGCACUGAGUAUCAACCUGUUCACUGAGGAUACCAUCAACCUAAGUGUAUUAGUAGCAUUGGAAGGUGUUCCAUUGCAACUGGACUGGUUUGCCAAGCUCUGGAAAAUCAUCUACCACUCAGAGGGUAGUGACAAGACUGGUGUUCAGCUCCUGUGCAAUCAUCAUACAUUCCAUGACUAUGUAGAGGGAAUCUUAUUGGAUGAACGUACCUCAUUUAACAACCCAACUAUCAACUCUUUCUUCUGUAUAUUUUUCCCAAAGGUGUACAAGCAUAUUUUAUGCAAUAACUGGGAGUCAGUAGUGGAAUCCUUCAUAUGUGGCAUCCUUGGAGAUACAGAUGAUCUGGACCAUCUCAAACCAGAGGAACUUGAGCGCACUGCUUAUAAAGCUAACGGGGAUGUGCGUACUCUCCUUCUGAUGUUUUCUGUGGUGCCACCCAGGGCCAUAAACCCACAUUUCCUACCGGCUCUCCAAUGUAUCCUGACUACAUGUAGGAAGGACAGAGAACUCAGAAUGACUGAAGCCAGUGGAGGUCAGUCAUUGGAUGUUGCUGACAAAGAUACUGAAAAGAGGAGCAAUAUUGAUGGAUGUCAUCAGCAAGAUUCUGAAGCUGUCCCCAAAAAGAAGAGAAAAAUAAGCCAAGAUGUCAGAGAAAACACGGAGAGCUCUUCAUCACCACCUCCACCACCGCCACCUCCUGCUCCUGUCUCAAAGAAAGACCAUGGGAAUGUAGAACCCAAAGCACCAUCACCAGACAUAUGUGGAAACAAACAAGAAAUCAGAACAGAAGCUGAUUAUCAUCCAUCUAUGCCUGAAGACACGGCAAGUGAUACAACAGCAGAGAACACAUUGCAGUCAUCUGAUAAUGAAGAUAAAUGUGGUGAGGACUUAACAGGGCCUUCUGGUGCAAAUACUGAGACGUCACACUCCUUGAUGCUUCUUGAAGUUAAAGCCCCAAGCUGUGAAGUCUUCAGUGAUGACACCUGCAGCAGUACUGUAAGGAAUCUUUCAGAGUUCAUAGGACCAGUCAGAAGGUCAUCAUCAUUGUCGUCAUCUCCAAAACAACAACAUUUUGUAGAUGUGUUGGCAAGGAGUAUUGAACAGUUGAUUAAAUGCUUAGAACAGACAAUAUGAGCCAUUUUUACAGCUUCACAGGUUCAUUAUUCUGGUGUAAACCGGUGGUAUUAAAGAUCACUUCUCACACCUGUUUGAUUUUUUUUAAAAUAGUGACGACCAAUUUUAUACCUGUUAAAGGAAAUUCAGAUAAAUUUUCCAGUUUGGUAUUUUGUCCUGGGGUGGAGUUGUUCCUUGGAAGAGGUCUGUCUGCAUGAUAGCCAGCUAAGUAGGAUGCUUGUCUACCAGCCAAGUAGGAUUCUUCAUAUGUCUUCUCAUACUUCUGACUUGUCCUGUACAUUAUUUUGCUGUAAUUCUAUCCAAGUGGACACUGCAGUGUUGAAUUGCUAUUAUGAAUACCAAAAAUAGCCACCAUCCGCAGUAAACAUGUAAAAUUUAUUCUUGUUGAACAAGAAUUACUGCUUGCUCUGCGGCACUGUACACAUCCAAUUUAUAUAGAUUGGUCAAUGAGGCUGAACACAUGGAGUGGUCUGCCUGGACAUCUGUGCUCAGCCUACAUCAACAGUUCUGACAUGGUGGGCUUGUUCAAUUGUCAACCAGUUAUAUUGUGUUUAUAGCAUUUCAAGAUGGUGCUGACUUUUUUAGAGCUGACAAAAAUGUCAGUUCAAAAAGAUUUUAAACAAAAUAAACACGCACACCCACACACAGUCAGCAGACCAAGUAUCAGAAAAAAUAAUGUUCAAUAUCAUCAAUCAAAAAUGAUUGACGGUAGGGGCGUGGCAUUUUAAAAUUUUGAUUUCUAGUUGUCUAGUUUUUGAUUGUUUUUAGUUUUGCUUAUAUCAUGUGGUAUUAUCUCUGCAGGCUUUCUCUUAAAACAACGGACUGGAAAAUUAAGGUUGAGGAAUAUAUCCGUCACAUUAACUUGCCCUAAAGGGCAGUUUAAUUCACAUCAAUGCCAGAAACUCUCUGAAAAACAGGCUUUGGACCCGAGUUUCUCCUUUUAAUUUGGUUGGACGUGUCUUUUUUCAGUAUCAUUCCUCAACACUGGUUUGAGGUUGUUUCAUCACCUACCUAAGGUCUAAGUUGAUACUCUGAAACACUUUAUCUUUAUACCUCAUUUUUCCUGUUCAAUUCCAUCCCAACCCUACUUAGCCCAGCAUUACCUCAUCCUAAAUGGCUGCAUCAGUGUUCCUGUAGUCAUGGAGAAUCAUGAAUAAAAAGUCCUGGAAAGUCAUUGAAAGGUCAUGGGAAAAUUGGGAAAAAAUUUGGUGUCCCGUGUCCUGUCUGAGGAAACUGAGUCCAUGAAAAGUCACCCAAGGGUUAUUUUUGAUGGCCACCUUUUGAUGUGAUAAUGGAUUAUUUUAAAUGUACACACUGUCCAUGUAUUGUAGUGGCAAUGACCGUGUUAAUCUGAACAGCUAAAACAUAAUGUUAUUCCAACUUUCAGAGCCUGACCUAACACUUAGACAAGUUCAAUACCUGGUACGCAUCCCCUCCCACUGGGAGGCUUUUAGAUACUUGAGCUAAUGCGAACAUGCUCAAAAAGACCCAAACAAUGCUUUUUCUAAUAACAAUUAUUUUUUUAUGUGCCUUUCCCAAUACAAAUCCAUUUUCAGUCAAUUAGAUGAUACAUUGCCUAUUGAUACAUUAUCCAUCAACAGGUGAUAGGUUAUUUGGUUGGUAAUACAUUAUCGGUUAGAAAUUCUAUUACACUAUCACGCAAGUUGUGAUCCAUUAUCAGUUCUACUAUAGUGUUGGUCAUUUACAUACAUUAUCUGUUGGUUACUACAUUAUUAGUAGUAAUAGGCAGUUUUCCCAGUGCACACAAUACCACACUAUUUUUUUUCUACAAAAAGGCAUUAAAUAUGGAAACUGGAAAGUCGUGAAAAAGUCAUAGUGGAAUUUGGUUUUCAUAUUUCUGUGGGAGCUCACUUCAUUCUAUUUUUUUUGGGGGGGGAAUCAUUCCCGUUUAGUAGUUAUAGGAGACAAGUUGCUCUGCACUCUGUAAUACAUGAGUUAACAAUCGGUUUGUUAUUUGACUUGUCACAGUGGCAGUGAUGGAAAACUUGAAGCAGUUUAACUCAUCCACAUUCUGUAUUCAUUAUGCUCCCCAAGCCAUAAAUUUAUACGUACAUUUUAUGUCCCUAAAAGAAAAACUCAGCAGUAGUACAUUUACUUGUGAGGAAACAGCAAUUUGGCUUCUCAUGUGCAUGUGUACAUGCUUACAUGCACGUAAGCUAUCGGUAAUCAAACAUAAUGGGUAAAUUUGCCAUAUUGACUUCAAACAUGCUAUGCAGGCUGGUUAUCCUCCGGAAGCGUAAUGAUAGAAAGAACCGUGCUUAACCGAUGGGAGCAGUUUUCCUACCAUAUUUGAGGAAGACGUCUCAAGAAUGAUUGAUUUAGGUUUGUCUUGAAGUUUGAAAACAGAAAAUCUUGAAAAUCCCCAGGAACUCAUCCCGCACAUGCAAAUUCCACCUGGGAGGAAGUAGUUAAAACCAAUUUUGUGAAAAUCAGACUUGCCCUUCUCAUGCAAUGUGGAUUUUGACCACAUGAAACCCUGUCAUACUGAAUUUGAAACUUCAUAUCUUUACUGAUAAUGAGUGUCUUCACUUGCAUGGUUAGUUUCAAAAUGAGCAGACACAUGACAGCCAAGUUCUUGGGUAGGGUUUAUGGAAUCUUUAACCCCACCACUGAAAAUGGUCCAAAAUAACCUGGCUCUUUGGGGAUAACUUUGGGAGAGAUGCAUAUAAUUUUCCUAAAUAUCUUAUCCUCUCACAUUUGUCAUAUUGAGGAUGACCUUAAGUUCAAUACAUUUUAUUUCGACCAAUAACUUUAUUACCCUCACGUUCAUAUUUAGUGGUACAGUUUUUGUUUAAAAAGGAAUAAUCUUUUAACUUCUCUCUGUAACAUUUAUAAAUCUCUUUACUGUACAAAACACUGCUGAUUGAAGUAAUAACUUUUAAUUACAAAUUGCCUUAUGUUGACAGUCCUCUCCUCAGACAAGCAUGAGUGAAAUUUACAGUUAGAUGUGUUCCAUUUCCAUUUUCUCAUUCUUUAUAAUGGAUGAGCUAUUUAAGUAAAUAUGGUGCCAAUUUCCAUUUUUGUCUGUUCGGUUUUCUUGAUAUGUGGUUUUCAAAUUGAGGCACAGCUAGUCAAACUUCUUUAUUACAGAACUAUGUACGCAAUCAUUUAUUUGUAAAUUGUAAAGUUUGCCUGCUGAUGAACAAGGUACCAAUUGCAGAGGCUAUUGGUCUCUCUCAAAUGACAUUCUUCCCUACAGAUUGCCACAUGCAUCAGCAUUUUUUACUUCAGUUUUCAUGACGUGCAUUGGCUCUGCGCACACGCACCUGUUGCAUUGCAUACGCAGUUGCAAUUUUCCUACAAAGGUGGCCUCCAAUGAGAGAGAUCUAUAGUGUACAGUUAUCUUGAUUAAUUUGUGUGGGGUGGGAAACAGAAAAACAAAAACAAACAAUUUUGAUAUCCCCUUGAUGUGAAUCUUGUCCCCAGGCCAUCAGUUGCCACAAAAAAGAUGUGUAAUAUGGAAAAGUUGUAUCUUGGAACUUAGAUUUGGCCUAUAUGAGUAUCCAGAAACAAGUGGAUGCAACACUGCUUAAUAAGUGGAUGCAAACUUGCAUUCUUUAUAUUCAUUACUGUGUCUUAUGUUUCAAGAAGUAGUAACUUAACAGCAUUUAUAUUUUAAAAAUGUAUGUAUAUUAAUUGAGCUUAUGCCAGACUGAAAAACCUUUUAUUUAAAAAAGCCAAACAAACUGAAUAAAUUGCCUUGAUUUAAUUACAAAACAUA